AUGUUGGCGCAAGCAGCUUGGAUGCUGAGAUUGCCAGUUAUGUGUUCUGGAGCGGCCGCUGGCAGCUUAGACGCUGCGCUGGCAGAUGCGCUCGGGGGCUCGGAGGCUGGCGGGGCGGAUGGCGACCCUCAGGGGGCCGAUCUUGAUCAAGCAAUGGCGGUGGUGCCCGUCGCAGUUGAUGACGGAGCUCUGUUGGCCCCUCCGUCGCAGCUCGACCUCGCCGUGGGCUCGCCUUCCCCCUCUGAUCUGGACGCCGCGGUGGAAGAGGCGUUGCAAAGUCUCAUGGAUCAGAACGUCGAGCUCGGUUAUGGCCUGUUGAAAAGCUUGUUCAAUCGGUACGGCCGCGCGUGCAUGUCCGACGGCGACGGCCCCAUUGCACGAGCGGAGCGGUCACUUGGCCCCGUGACAGAGGGCUCUCACAGGACAUGCAGGCUGCAUAUGGCCCAAGGCGUCCAGGAGAGAAGUGUUGGCACAAUAUUCGACGGCGUCCUGGUUUCACAAUACCAUUUGGCAAAGGUGUUUGAGGCUCCUGGGAGCAAGAGUGAUUUCAAAAUAAUACUACGUCGGGUCAUCCCGGGCAGUUUCAGGUUUAAGUGCGGCGUGACACCUCUUGACGCGCACCUUCAUCGCCAAGCUGUGGCAGGCGUGUUCCUGCCUGUAUCCACCGCAAACAUUGCUCUGCAGAGGGCGCGCAUGGUGGCUCUCAAAGUUGCAAAUGGGGACUGGAGGAGACCAGGCGUGUUCGAGGUGUACACGUCGGAUUUCAAUUCUUCUGAGGCCGAGCUUCGCUUCUGGGCAAUCAAGCACUUCGCCAACGCAAUCAUGCAGCUUGGCGUGCGCGGGCUAUGGCAGCGAGCCUUCAUCGUUUACGCUGAGGAACGUGUUGCGCUCGAAGCCCAUCCUCGUGCCGACGACCGCCGCGCGAUCUUGGAUGUUCUGGGGCGCGUGGCGGAUGCGGAUGCUCCAAGUGGCUCGGCGGGUGCGCCCGCAAAGUUUUCGGAGGGGCCGAAUCGGGAGCUCGCGCAACCGCCAGAUAAGUUUUCCGGGAAGGCUGGCGCUGACGCUGCGGCAUUCGAUCGCAAGGCUAUGGCAUAUCACUUGAAGGAGGGUUGGAGAGCAUGCAGUGACAAGUCACUCCCGCAGAAUAUGCUUCUCCUAUCGGUGUUUAUAGAUCCCCAGCAAACGCAUAUGUAUCGCAUCCUGGACAAGACGAGUACGGAUGCUCAGGAGACGCAGUACGUCAGGGCGGCGGUUUCGGUUUCUUCAAGUUCCAGUGUCACUGGUAUCACUAAUAUCCUCGCAUCGCCGCGCCUUCAGUCGAUGGUGAAUGGUGAGCUCGAGGAUGCGUUUUUGAAGAGCGUGAGCCACUUGUUGUCGAGCACGGGCAUGGAUCAGUGGUCAGCACUCCCACCUGGGUCCAUCCCGCGUGGGGCGAACCUAUCAGCUUUCAAAGUAAUUGCGGCCAUCGGUGCAGUUGUAGUGGAAGAUGUACUUUCGAUGAUUUUAACACACCCUAUGCGCACUUAUUGGCUUGCUUUCGAAAGCAUCCGGAAUGUGGACCACGCCUACAUGGGCAAACCAUUGAAGGCCACGUCGAGAUGCAUGCUGGGCUCCUGGACGAUUGGGUUACUCGAGACGUGCGGCGACGACGUCGAGGCCGAGGCCGAUACAGACAACUCGAGGCCUGAGAACAUGCGCGCCUGGGUCCGAAGGUGCAUCAUUCGAGGUGCUGAGCAGACGUGCCCCGCCCACGUGGAGUUCAUCAGCAGCCAACGCGAGAAGCCCGACGCCGAUGCCGACUCACGCGUGCAUCCCGACGAUGAGCCCGGAGAAUCUGAUCCCGUGCCUAAGAAAAGUGGCGGCGCUUGUCGCGCGUACUUCAGCGAGCAGAUCGCUCAGAGAGUAUCGUCUGUGAGAAGUACGCAUCGCCACUACAAGGUACUGAAGGCCGCAGCUCUGACGGACUGGGGCGUGCGGCACCGCCUCAUGCGACAUGCCUUUUGCGAUGUGUUGCCCGACAGGCCACCGCCCCGAAACUAUUGUCUCGAGGCGGGGAUGUUCGUUUGCCAGGGGCCUGGCGCAACGGCAGCCUUGCACGUCCAGCAGUGGGAGUGCGUUGUCAAGAACGUGUUCCCUGUUGCAGCCCAGCGACAGCACCUUCAAACAGCGUCCUUUUGUCAAGUCCUCAUCGGUGAGGGCCCGUUGCAGAUGCAGCGCGGACCUGACGAAGCAGCACAUCCUGACGGUGAAGAUCCAGAUAUAAUCCGCAUCGGGCUCUGGAGUUGCAUCGCUCGGCAUGGUCUGAACCCGUGGAAGGCCGUGCUGGUGCCCGCAGACACGGACAAUUCAUCGGGCGACGAGGUGAUCCACAUCACCAUGCAGGCGAAGUGGGAGAGGAGGCAUUUCUAUUUCAGGGAUCUGCUUCGCGAUUUCGGCGAGGACACAUUGUGGAGCGUUCGGCUCUACGAGUUCGUCGGCGGGGCAGACCGCGUGGUGGGGGUCAUGGAGGUUCUGCAGGUGUCGAUGUUGACGUGGAGUCAUCCUCUAGCGACGGCGACCCCGACCGCAUGUCUGACGAGAAGGCUUCCGAAGGCAUUGGCGGCCCUGUGCCUGGUGGAGGGGCAGGCGGCGGCGUUCAGGGGUCAGGUGGAGGCGGGGUCGGAGGAGGUGAUGGAGUGCAAGGCGGCGCAGGCGCAGGACCGCUAUGUUCCACGUUCGGUGUACCAAAGGUUGGUGAACAAACACGGGGCUCAGCGCAACUUGACCAUCGCGCUGAGGCGGCGGAUGAAGAUGUACGAGCGGACUCUCAAGCGGCUUCGCGACACCAUGGGGCGCCAGCGCACUCGGAUCAACAGGGCUCUCAACCAGCCGUGGGCCGCUUACCAUAACCACCCGGGGUCCACGUUGAGGCUUGAGGUGGUCAUAGACGAUCUUCCCGAUCACCUCGAGGGCCACCAGAAGUUGCAUAUUACAGCUGAGAUCAAAUUCGUGUCCAGGAUCCCCGUGUUUAGGGCCUCGGCGUUCGGCCCCGUGGCGAGCCCCGCUAUGCAGGCAGAGUUGCAUGAUGCGCUGCGCGAGGACGGCGCCCAGCCGCCCUUUGAGGAAGACUCUGCCCCCGCCGCGCAGUUCCAGGAGGGCUCUUUGGUUGAGGCGCGUAGGGCGCUGGGAAAAGGAGGCGACCAGAUCGGCCCGAAGCAGGAGUUCGGGCUGCCGCCCCAGCCCGUCGACGGGAAACCUCCCAAGAAGAAACCCAAUAUCGGCUGCGGCAUCUGCGGCGAGAAGACGAAUUCCAUGGAGACAGCGUGUAAGUGCGGGAAGUGCUCUGGGACGCACAAGUUCGCGUCCCCUUUCUGGGGCUGGGACACGUUGACCGACCAGUACCACAGCAACGAGAAAGUGAAGGCUGGCUUUGACAACUCGCACCACAUUCUGCACAAACAAGAGAGCGACGUGAUCGCUUACUACAAGAAGCCGCCGAGUGAGAUCGACAUGAAACCCACGAACAUUGUGGACCAGAGCGGCGCCCUCAGGAACGUCUUCGUGCAGGUGAGCCCUGACCAGCCGCACACCGUCGUGAACAUCUACCGCCGCAGGGAGCUCAACCAUUCCAUGCUGGCGAUGCCUACAGGGCCGACGGAGGCGGCGAGCGUCCACAAGGCGACCGACCCAGGCGAGCCCAGGGGCCCGCCAGCCUCCACGCCUGUGAAGAUGAACGCGUCUGCUCUGUCGCAGCUCGAGGGCUCCUCCUGGACCACUGGCCGCAGGCACGCUAUGCACAAUUGCAAGAUCCACAGACUGCUGGCGGGGAAGAAGGUGGGGCACACGGUGCGCCAGCUCAGGGACAACGCGAGCAAGCAUACGGAUGAUCCAGACCACAGUGUGGCUUCGACGUGGUUGAACCUGGCGGAGAGGUGCAAGGUUGCUGGCGACCAGAAUGCGAAGAUCAGCAGGGCGAUGAACGGCGACGAGUUGGCGAAACUCGCAGAUGAUAUCGACAAGAACGUCCCCAGAGUCCCCGUGGGGUUCCAGCGCGCGUUGUGGGAGAGGGCGCUGGAGGACUGGAAGAAUGACCAGGAGUGGGGGUCCAAACCAGGACAGGCGAUCGCUAUGUGUUUGCCGUGGCCUCGCGAGAUCGGAGACGUUGAUUAUGUUGUUAAGUUCGAGUGCGCGGCCCGGGCUCUAGCGUUGGUGAUUCUGCUUGUUCCAGAGAAGGCUGCGAAAUUCAAGGGCUACCUGUGCAAGAUCACCCUUUCGCGCUUCUUGCACCUCGGGAAGGAUGGGCACCAAAGGACCGUGGAGUUCGUUGCCGCUGCGAUGGGCGCAAUCAAGGCGAUGCCGAUGACCUGCGAGAUCGAAGUCGAUAGCGCUGCUGCUGAGGUCGCGGCGGUAUUGCAGCUGAUGAGCGCGCUUGGGCAGCAGGCCGAAGAUGCGCUACACCUGGCGGCAGUGGAGCAGCUGGGCAAAUCUAAGUCCACUGCGGUCGAAGGCGCCGUCUACGCCGUCGUGUCGAAUGAGCCGUGCUGGAAGGUGAAGCUCAAGGACUACUUGAAGUUCUCUCCCGGGGUGAAGAAGUGGCGCCCUAGCAUGAGUAAGCAUUUGGCAGCCCUGCAGUCCGAGGAGCCGCCGACUUACAAUGCCCCCAGUAGCAUCAUGAAGGUAUCGCGCGGUGCCCUGGGCCGCUUCUUCGAGCGCAUCGGUGCCCAUGUGAAUGAUGACCCGCGCGAGGCAACCGACGAGUUCAGUGAUAAUGUAGAGGCUCUCUCGCAGAUGGCGGCUGCCAUCUUCGGCUUUCGCUCGGCCUGGUCUGAGGCAGUGGGUGCGAUCAACUCUUGCAGGUCUCGUAGUGCUGGGAAGAACCUCGUCGUGCAUUUCUGCGGUGAGCUUGGAGUGUUCAACUUAGACAUCCUCGUCUAUGGAUUGUCUCAGUUUGGCGAGGCCGAGGGCCCGGGGGAUCUAGUUCCAGAGCCGCCCAUGCAGCAGCUCAUUUCUUUCGCGAAACAGGCGGUGGAGUGGGUCGCGAAGAAGAGGGGCAACUCCCUCGAUGUCUCUCGUGAUCCGCUGUUCGAUUCUUCGCUCAGGCGGGUUUCCACAGCAAGCGCGUGGCAGAAGUGGUCAUGCGUCUCUCCCGUGGGGUCUGGUUUCAAGUCCUUCGAGCAGUUGGUUGGCAGAGCGAAGUUGGCAAAGACCUUAGUGGGGGCAAUGGCGACCAUCGUGCCGCGAGACCCGAGCGGCGACUUCUCUGACGCCGACGCCGCCGCUGCCCCCGAUCACUCAGUUGAUGCUAUCUUGGCCCUGCUCACGCAGUGCGAGGCAUUGAAAGAGGCGGCCCCCGAGGGCGAUGCAGCUGUAAUGAAUGAAGCGUUCAUGGAGGCGCUGGCGGCAGAGUCGGCGAUGCUCCUGUCUGAGAGCGCGAGCGUACUGCUGGGCAAGCUCAAGGAUGGUUUACUGGACAGAGACUGGCGCGACGGGGUCAGCCCUUCGAUUGCCUUCGACGCCUUGCUUGACAUUGCGGGUGACUUCCUCAAGGGCAUGCCCCGCGACCCCCUCAAGGCUGAAGUCGAAGCGCACAUGCAGCUGAAGAACGAACUCGGCACUCUCACUACAAAGUUCAACAUCUACGUGACUAACAGCGCCGAGGUGGACCUCGCCUUGGCAAGCUUGCAGCGUGCUGCGACGACGGUGCUCGAGUACGCCGUUGUCUACGGAGCGAGCGAAAUCAAAGGCAACGCUGUUGUGCACAAGAAAUAUCUCAUGACUGUGGAAAGGAACAGGCAGAGUUGGGGCGUGGAAAAACUGUUCGAGCCAGUGCAGCUCGCCAUGGACAAGGGCAUCGCUAUGCAGAAUUACAUGGCAGCGCGUGUUGCAGCUCACCAGAAAGCGUACACGGGCCCGGUACUUAUACGUGAAGUUGCGGACAAGGGGCCUGGGGGCAUUGCGCUCCACUCGAAUAAGCACGUGCAUUGUUGCCAGACUUUCUGGAAAGCUGAUUUUGGGAGCGAGUCCGUGGAGCAAAAGGCUGCAGGUGAAGCGGCGCUGGUGGGUUACAACGUUCCUGAUGAAGAUGGGAAUGAGGCGCAGACUGAGCAGGCGUCAGACGAGGAGGCUGUGCUUCAGGGGGACGUGCACAAGUUGAGCGCAAAUCAGAGGCGCGCCUUAUUAUGCCUCGGGGAGGCUCGUCAGCAUUCACGGUUCAAGCUCAAGCAAAUCUCCUUGAGUUUCAGUGGCGCGUCCGUCUUCUUCUUCUCGCCCAGCCGCAAGGACGGAACACCCAUGCCGUCAUCAGUGCUGAAAUUCGACGUUGCUGCCAACGUGAAGGAGGAGAUCGAGUUGACCGAGCGGUACGGGAAGUUGUUUGGCUUGACAACUCCGAAAGUUAAGGAUUCUCAAUUUCUUGAAGACGUCUCCGAAGACGAACCAUGUGCUGUCAUGCAGAUUGACCUAUGCGGUGGCAUAUUUGGUCUUCCCGAGUUUGCUUCUGCCCCACCUGUGCUCACCUUUGCGUCAGUAAUCCAGGGUGAGUUUACUUCGGGGAAGCGCCAGACUGAUGUGGUGCCCAUCGUCAACGAGGCCCUGACCCGACGUAUGCUUGCCUUCACGAUGUCUACGCGUUCCGUCAGGAAGGAGAAUCUAGCCAAGAUGUACAAGAUUGUCCGCUUUGUCGGCCACGGCAUCCUCAAUCGAGCUGUGGAGGGUGCGAAACGUAGCAAACACAAUGCUGCAUUGGGCAUCGGGUUUCUGACGCCACCCGACAUCGAUGACCUAGAUCCCGAAGGCAAGUUCGUCAGUGAGUUGUGCGGCAAACGUUCUACCAUCAAGCGCUUCUUCCAAGAGUUCAUUGAGCAGGAGCAGCGAUUCAAUAAAAAGUUUGACCGGCAAAUAGUUUGUGGCUUGGCGCACAACGAUUUGCACGGCGGGAAUCUACUGCUCGACUCACAAGGGCUAGUCUGGCUGAUAGAUUUCGCGACCGUGAAGGACAACGUCCACGUGCUCAUGGACCUCUCAAAAUUCCUUGCGUCUUGCCUCUUCUUGUAUCUGGAGGAUAAUGUGAACGAGUCGCACAUCCAAACGUUUGCGAAGCUGCUGUUCGCUACACCCGAUGCCACAACAGCGCUGCCUUUAAUCGGAGGGGAGCAGCUCAAGAGCGAUCCGACGGCCACGUUUGUGCUUGAGCUGCUGACACGCAUCAGGCACUGUCUCUGCAUCUACGAGAUUGGUGACGACGUCCCAGACAACGACGGCGUUCCAUUCGCUUUAGCUUUCUUCUCGUGGUCGGCGCGAAUGCUGUCAUACAGUGAGCCGAGCAUGCACCAGAAGACCCGUGCUUCUUUCUUUGCCCUUGCAGGCGCUCAGCGAGUGAUGUGGGAAGCUGGCGUUGACGUCGGACCCACAGCGCUGGAGUGGAUUGAACAGUACCGCACAGUCUGGGAGGGCCAGAAAGGCCGCCGACUGAGUACCAGUGCGACACACGUGCAGGUUGCUUCUUUCGAGUUUGAAUCUGACUUUCCUAGGUAUUUGGCGCAAAUUGGGACAGCGGAGGCGUGGUCCACUGACUUCCUCACCCGCGAGAAAGUACACGUGACUGACCAUUGUAUCAAAGUGGACGUGAAGUUCAGUGGGCGCAUUUUCCCGCGUAGCCUACAGCUGCCGAAGAGCGUCAAGAUUGUCUGCGAGAAGUUGCGCAUGGUCCACCAGCAGUAUCUACCAGAAGUGCUGAGUCAAGAAAGAUAUCAGGGUCGGGUAUUCGUGAUUGGCGAUUCUGGGAGCGGGAAGACUCUCAUGACGAAGCAGCUUUUCUCGGAAGUGGCACAGCAACAGCUGCUCGGCAUCCGCGAUGAGCCAGGAGACAUGGCGGGUACCACGAGAAUCAGCGGCAUGAACCUCAUCCCCGUCCGGACUCCACUAAUCGACUUGGCUAGGCAGCUUGAGGCUAAUCCGGACCUGCCUCUGGGGGCCGACCCGAUCUGCGACUUGCUAUCCGAGUGGAUGCAAAGAAAGCAUGGCCACGAUUCCAUCCCGCACAAGCUGGUCUAUACUGUGCGAAAUUGGUGCCUUGGUGCUGCUGACCGCGCGUCCAGGAGGACAUCUGUUCUUUCGGCAUCGGAAGGAGAAGAUGCAACACGCGAGAAAGCUAUCGGAGACCCCCAGCAUUCAGAAGACAUCAAGGCGUUGUUUUUGUUGUUCGAUGGUCUGGAUGAGGCAGCUUCCUCUCGGCUACAGGUGCUGGAAUUCAUCCGGUCGAUACUGCAAAGCGAGCCCUCACACAUUUGUGUUCUCACAUCGAGGCCAGGUAAUUUGGGACCCUCGGAGUAUGACUUGCUCGCGUCGCUGGCUUUCGUCUCGUUCAGGAUGGGUGCUUUGACUCUCCCACAGGCUGAAGACGUUGUGCAGCGUACACUUACACGCGCUCAAGAAGCGCAUGAGACGAUCAGCGCCAUCCGAAGCAGUGUGUCUGAUCCGGGCUAUUCCUCCCUCAGGGAGAAUCCCCUCAUUUUGACAUUGCUCAUCCAUGUUCUUCGGAAGUUCCACUCUCAGAGUACAGAAGGCAAGAGUCUUCCACUGACAGAUGACCGUGCACGAAAGGAUGUCAUGAAGAAGACUGAUAUCUACCAGCGUGCUGUGAAGCUCAUGUUGCAUCAAUCUGAUGCUGCAAAGUUCGCAAUGCGGGAUGGAGCCAAUGACCAAGCGAUGGUUCGCAGGCUAGAGAUGUUGAAGAGCGUACGGGCACGACAGCUAUUCCAGUCAGUGUCGUUUCAUUUGCACCAAUUGAGGCUGCGUUCGACUUCCUGGACAGGCAUAGAGCAGGCCUCAGACGACAAUGGUAUGAUCGUGGUGCUGAAGGAUGCGUUUCAGCAGGGGCGCAUGCCCAUCUUAGAGAAAGUUGAAGUGUUCGAUGCGGAGCCUGAGGUGCAGCUUACGCACCUGUCAUUCCAGGAGCUGAUGGGCGGUGAGUAUUGCGCGGCGAUCGUUUGCCAUGCUCAUUCUCAGAAGAAAAUGCGAGCAUACGUAAACUCCAUCCUAUCUAGCAGUUCGCAGUGUUUGGACCGCGAGCGGCUGUCCGAGAGCUGGUGGCUCCAAGUGUGGUUCCACGUCUUUGAGAUGCUGGACUCAGAUGUUCUCGAGCAGUACUGCGCGAUCUUGGCCGAGGACGAGCGUGCACUCUUGAAGGUAGGGAGCAUGGCUCUUUCAUUCAGCUGCAGCCACCCUCUGGGCUAUCUUAUCCUUGACAAGGCGAUUCAUGGUACACCAAUGGACCACCGGCCCUGGGUGGGAGACGGUUCCGGGUAUAUGAUCGCUGCAAUCCAUUGGGACGAAUACGAAACGGAUGUAGUCUGGGAUGACAGGGACUGCAACAAGAGGUGGUUUCAUGGUAAUUUUUUUCUUGCCCGGGUCAUGGUCCCAACUCUGGUUGACAGCAAUUGUUGGCGCCUAGAUGGCGUCGGCACAUUGUUGAGGCAUGCGGCCAGUCUGCCCGACUUAGAGGUCUUAGACACAUUGCUUUCUAAGGGCGUCCACCCAUGCCUACUCUCUGAUGAGGGCCAUUCUCUCUUCGCGCUUGCCAGCAUGGGCAAGAAGUGGCAGGCAGUUCGCAUCCUACGUGAGCAUAGGAAUGAUUACGAUUUCAUGAACUGGAUCACUCACAAUACUUGGUGGCACUGGGCUUGCGGGCGUGAAGACCCUGGCUUUGUGAAGGCAUGGGAUAUGAACAGCACCUUGGACCAGCUGGCCGGUUUCAAGCCGUAUGGCACUUUGCAAAAAGCCUGGGAUGGGACGUUGAGUAUUGCUGAUGAUGUGGACGUGAAUUUCGCGGAUCCUACAACAGGCCUAACUCCUUUAAUGCUUGCUGCGUCAUGCGGCAGGGUGGAGGUCGUGCACGCCCUCAUAAUGCACAGGGCUUCGGUGAACGCCGAGAGUGCAGAGAAGUGCACCGCGCUCUCAAUGGCUGCAGACAUGGACAAUGGCGAUGAAGGCUUGGAGUGCAUGAAGCUGCUCAUCAAUGCCCGUGCCGACGUCCACGCCAAAGUCGGGAUGACCAUGAAGCGACCUUUUUGGAAUCUCACGGGCCAGGAGAACAGCAUUCUGGCCGGACCAGCGCAGGCUGGAUAUUUUGACAAGCUGAAGCUUCUUCUCGAGAGUCGUGCUGAUCCCAAUUCGCCAAACAAUUUGGAUUUCGCUCCGCUGAUCCAGUGUGUUCGGUCGAACAAUGCGGAUUGUGCCAAGCUUCUCGUUGAGCAUGGAGGUGAUUUUUUCAGAUGGUCCAGUAAGCUCAUUUCGCUGCAGCACAAACCAGGCCUUCUCAUGAACUACAACACACGCUGCAACUAUAUGAGCUGGAGCCCAGGUGCUGACGCUGUCCAUGCUUGGUAUAUGUAUGCAGCGGAGAACAAGGACAUCCUCCGCCUCGCGUUCGGGCUUGGCAUGGACGGGAAUGCCUGCUUUUACUCUGGACUUGCAGGCAACACAUGGCUUCCGAAAGCAGGUUACAAUCUCACGAAUGAUUACUGGUUCUUCGUAGAAGGCACCUCUGCUACAUUUGAGCUCUAUGUAAAGCAUGGUCUGGACAUCAACAGGCCUUCGGGCCCCAUGCGGCUGAACCUCCUGAUGAUAACAGGCUGGUCUUCCAACAAUGCGGCGAUCCUUACGCAUAUGCUGGAGAACUGCCCAGAUCCUGACGAGGCCCUGGCGUACAAGUCCAAAUUCCUGGGGAGCUUGGAGGACGGCGCAAGGAUUAUCGGGCUUGCAGCUAUCGUGGAAGCCAUCGAGGACUUCAAGCGCAAGCGGGCGGAUCAGGAAGAUGCGCUCGGGGGCUCGGAGGCUGGCGGGGCGGAUGGCGACCCUCAGGGGGCCGAUCUUGAUCAAGCAAUGGCGGUGGUGCCCGUCGCAGUUGAUGACGGAGCUCUGUUGGCCCCUCCGUCGCAGCUCGACCUCGCCGUGGGCUUGCCUUCCACCUCUGAUCUGGGCGCCGUGGUGGCAGAGGCGUUGCAAAGUCUCAUGGGUCAGAACGUCGAGCUCGGAUAUGGUCUUGUGAAGAUGGCUGUGGUAGACGUGUUCUUGCCUGUAUCCACCGCAAACAUUGCUCUGCAGAGAGCGCGCACGGUGGCUCUCAAAGUUGCAAAUGGGGACUGGAGGAGACCAGGCGUGUUCGAGGUGUACACGUCGGAUUUCAAUUCUUCUGAGGCCGAGCUUCGCUUCUGGGCAAUCAAGCACUUCGCCAACGCAAUCAUGCAGCUUGGCGUCUUUGCCUUUCCACGGUCUCGGUGGACGAAGGCCCGAGAAUCAAUCGGAGUGAUGGGCUUCCUGAUGCAGGGUGGAAAAAAAGGUGGUGGUUGCGUUGGCUUACCGCUCGUGUCCAUCGAGAAGGCUGGCGCUGACGCUGCGGCAUUCGAUCGCAAGGCUAUGGCAUAUCACUUGAAGGAGGGUUGGAGAGCAUGCAGUGACAAGUCACUCCCGCAGAAUAUGCUUCUCCUAUCGGUGUUUAUAGAUCCCCAGCAAACGCAUAUGUAUCGCAUCCUGGACAAGACGAGUACGGAUGCUCAGGAGACGCAGUGCGUCAGGGCGGCGGUUUCGGUUUCUUCAAGUUCCAGUGUCACUGGUAUCACUAAUAUCCUCGCAUCGCCGCGCCUUCAGUCGAUGGUGAAUGGUGAGCUCGAGGAUGCGUUUUUGAAGAGCGUGAGCCACUUGUUGUCGAGCACGGGCGUGGGUCAGUGGUCAGCACUCCCACCUGGGUCCAUCCCGCGUGGGGCGAACCUAUCAGCUUUCAAAGUGAUUGCGGCCAUCGGUGCAGUUGUAGUGGAAGAUAUACUUUCGAUGAUUUUAACACACCCUAUGCGCACUUAUUGGCUUGCUUUCGAAAGCAUCCGGAAUGUGGACCACGCCUACAUGGGCAAACCAUUGAAGGCCACGUCGAGAUGCAUGCUGGACUCCUGGACGAUUGGGUUACUCGAGACGUACGGCGACGACGUCGAGGCCGAGGCCGAUACAGACAACUCGAGGCGUGAGAACAUGCGCGCCUGGGUCCGAAGGUGCAUCAUUCGAGGUACUGAGCAGACGUGCCCCGCCCACAUGGAGUUCAUCAGCAGCCAACGCGUUCUCCGUAAUGAGAAGCCCGACGCCGAUGCCGACUCACGCGUGCAUCCCGACGAUGAGCCCGGAGAAUCUGAUCCCGUGCCUAAGAAAAGUGGUGGCGCUUGUCGCGCGUACUUCAGCGAGCAGAUCGCUCAGAGAGGUCAGGUCGGGUUCAGUGUGCUGCGCAGCGGGUGCAGGGACUUGAGUCCAGAGUCGUUGGCGCGCUACGCUGAAAGAGUGCGGGAAUCGGAACCCUUCGGCAUGGGCGCCUGGAAGGCGAACAAGAUGAUGCGCCGUGCCGAUGCGUCGGGCGGCCUUGCGCGCUUGGACCAGGAGAAGGGGAUGUCGGAAUCGCUGGCGCUGCUAACCAGCUCAAGUUCCAACGAGCGCCUGGACAGCGUGGCUCGCGCAUCCGAGUGCCGAUGCCGACCCCGGAAGUUCGAGGAUGCCGUUGGGGCCAAGCUCAAGUCUGAUACUUUCCCGCUGGCCCGCGCAGUAUCGUCUGUGAGAAGUUCGCAUCGCCACUACAAGGUAUUGAAGGCCGCAGCUCUGACGGACUGGGGCCAGUGGGAGUGCGUUGUCAAGAACGUGUUCCCUGUUGGAGCCCAGCGACAGCACCUUCAAACAGCGUCCUUUUGUCAAGUCCUCAUCGGUGAGAGCCCGUUGCAGAUGCAGCGCGGACCUGACGAAGCAGCGCAUCCUGACGGUGAAGAUCCAGAUCUAACCCGCAUCGGGCUCUGGAGUUGCAUCGCUCGGCAUGGUCUGAACCCGUGGAAGGCCGUGCUGAUGCCCGCAGACACGGGCAAUUCAUCGGGCGACGAGGUGAUCCACAUCACCAUGCAGGCGAAGUGGGAGAGGCGGCAUUUCUAUUUCAGGGAUCUGCUUCGCGAUUUCGGCGAGGACACAUUCUGGAGCGUUCGGCUCUACGAGUUCGUCGGCGGGGCAGACCGCGUGGCCGCUAUUCAUCCCGCCAAGCAAAUGGCGCGACGAUUCGGUGGCCAUGGCCCUAUUCGGUAUUGGAGUGGCCGAGAUGACCUCUCCAAGCUCAGCGCCUUCCUCCGUCGGCGGCAAAAGAAACGAAACGCGUAUUCAGACGGCAGGGGGCGAGUUGGCGACGACGGAGACGGCGGAGAUAGUGGUGGCGACGGCAACGACGAGGGAGAGGAGGGUGGUGAACCCGAACGUGCUAGUCAUGAGGAACUGGAGCCGCCCACCGACCCCGAGUCCGACGAUGACCGCGGAGGCGGCGGAGGCGGCGACAGCCAGUGCGUGCCAGCUCCCAGCAUUCACCCCGAAUCAUGCAUAUAUGAUCUCCUCUGGUAUAGCGGUAGCGGCAGUUGCGUGGAGGGCGGAGGUGGGGGUCAUGGAGGUUCUGCAGGUGUCGAUGUUGACGUGGAGUCAUCUUCUAGCGACGGCGACCCCGACCGCAUGUCGGACGAGAAGGCUUCCGAAGGUAUUGGCGGCCCUGUGGAGGCGGGGUCGGAGGAGGUGAUGGAGUGCAAGGCGGAGGGGUAG
Messenger RNA from Prorocentrum cordatum, 13578 nucleotides. NCBI's taxonomy places the organism in Eukaryota, Dinophyceae, Prorocentrales, Prorocentraceae. The record is from the annotation of a GenBank genome assembly.